AUCACUGGACCGACCAACUCCAAAGCAAAGUCCAAAUCAAAACUUGUCUCUUCCUUCUCUAACUUACAAAAAAAAACCCUAAACUCCCAAUUUUCUCAUUCACUCUUUUUUUUUUCUUUCGCUGAAAAUGGAAGACGAAGAAGGCAUCGGGUUAAUUCUAGCCAGAGCCACCGAGCUAAGACUCAAGAUCAACGAUUGUAUCGAAACCUCCAGCACCGAUGUUUCUUCACCCAGAGAAGGAAAGAAAGAUGAGAUCACUGGACUUCAAGAAAAGGAUUUUGACUCAUUCAGCUCUGACGAUGUGGAUGAUGAAGAAGAAUCUGGUGAACAGCUUUUGUGUAUACGCGAUGCUCUCGAAUCUCUUGAGUCUCAGCUUGCUGCUUUACAGAAUCUACGGCAAAGACAACAGUAUGAGAAGCAAGUAGCUCUCUCUGAGAUUGAUUACAGCAGGAAGAUGUUGCUUGAGAAGCUCAAGGAGUACAAAGGGAAAGAACUUGAAGUGCUAAGCGAGGCUUCAACUUUUGCUGGCGAAAGAGUUGACUAUGAGAACGAUCUUCUACUUCCUCCUUACCCUGUUCACCCUCCUCUUCCUCUCUCCCUCGGUUUGGAUAAUAACAAUGCCUACUUACCUUAUUUACCGUCAAAGCAGAAGAAAUCUGCAGAUGCAAAUGGGUUUGGCUCAGCAGAGGUCAAGGGUCCUAGUGGAGUUGUUCGCUUCUUCGGCUCUGUUGCAAAGAUCAUGCUACCAAUCAUCGGCGUCAUUUCAGUCUUGGCUGCUUCCGGUUAUGGUCCAGAGAUCAAGAAAAGAGGUGUGUCAUUCAAACUUCUGGGGCUUCUCCCUCAACGAGUAGUCAGAGCACCUAAUCAGUGCCCGCCUGGGAAAGUUCUAGUGAUUGAAGACGGUGAAGCAAGGUGUCUUGUGAAGGAAAGAGUCGAAAUACCUUUUGACUCGGUGGUUGCAAAACGAGAUGUAACAUACGGAUACGGUUGAACUGAAUUAAAAAAAAAAAACACCUUUCUCUGUAAUCUUUACUGCCUCCACUGUGUAAAACGUCUCAACCUUUUAUCUCUUUAACUCUCCCAAAGUUUUGUU
Raphanus sativus (radish) is the source of this 1093-nucleotide messenger RNA. RefSeq names its product plastid division protein PDV2. The record is from RefSeq and is a predicted model, not a curated record. Gene Ontology annotation, biological process: chloroplast fission. NCBI's taxonomy places the organism in Eukaryota, Viridiplantae, Streptophyta, Magnoliopsida, Brassicales, Brassicaceae. The transcript is spliced from 2 exons. Bases 128 to 991 code for a protein of 287 amino acids.